GUUUAACUCAUACCAUCUGCUUUUCUUCAAUGUCAUCUUCAGAGGUAAAGACAAAAGUCGUUAUCCCACAAGGAUGGCAUGGCAAUCUAAACGAAAGUCAACAAACAGCCUAUAACACAUUCAAACAAAAAGUAGAGGCAGAUUAUGGUUCUUGUUCUUCAAAUGAAACAUGGUUUGAUGAAGUAACUCUUCUUCGAUUCUUACGUGCACGGAAAUUCGAUGUCGAAAAGGCAAUUGAACAAUUCAGUGCAACGGAUUCAUGGCGAAAAGAGAUCAAUCUAGAACACCUUUUUCGAACUUGUUCGGCCGAAGAAUUAGCACAAAGUAGACGACAUUAUCCUAGAUUUCUAGGUAGAAGGGAUAAACAUGGCAGACCGAUAUUCGUUCUACGGCCUGGUUCGUUGGAUUCGGAAAGACAAAAAGAGAUGUUCAGCAUUCCACCAAAAAGACAAUUUGAGCGAAUUGCGAUCUUGACCGAACUGAUGGUCAGACUUUGGCUUCCUAUGGCGUCUUUCUUAUUGGCAAAAGAGCAUCCUGUCAAAGAAGAUAUCGUUGACUUAGGAGGGGCAUCUUUGGGUAUGAUGUGGACAUUACGUAACCAUCUUAAACAAGCUUCCGUUUUGAAUUCUGCUCAUUAUCCCGAGACUUUGGGGACGCUAGCAUUGGUCAAUGUUCCCACAUUCUUCACAACACUUUGGGGUUGGAUACAAAAAUGGUUCGAUGAAGGAACACGAAAUAAGAUGUUCAUCGUUGAUGCAAAUCAGCUCAAACAAGGAAAAUUACACGACAUCAUUCAUCCUUUUGACCUACCAAAAGUGUAUGGAGGAGAACUGGAAUGGCAAUACGAAGAUGAACCGAGUAUCGAACAGGAAAUCGCUUCCCUUUUGGGUGCUAAAGAAGCUCCAGACGGACCUGCAGAAUGGAAAGAUGGUCAGCUUAUCCUAUUUGACGCAAGUGAAAAAGAACGCUUUCCAGACGCAAUGGUUGGCUCGCAAUAG
Molecule: messenger RNA, 998 nt
Organism: Meira miltonrushii
Lineage: Eukaryota; Fungi; Basidiomycota; Exobasidiomycetes; Exobasidiales; Brachybasidiaceae
Product: CRAL/TRIO domain-containing protein
Exons: 2
Coding region: 30-998 (322 amino acids)
Source: RefSeq, a predicted model, not a curated record